Messenger RNA from Austrofundulus limnaeus, 3399 nucleotides. RefSeq names its product protein phosphatase 1, regulatory subunit 15B (gene ppp1r15b). Gene Ontology annotation, biological process: response to endoplasmic reticulum stress. The transcript is spliced from 2 exons. Gene Ontology annotation, cellular component: endoplasmic reticulum; protein phosphatase type 1 complex. Bases 833 to 2536 code for a protein of 567 amino acids. Gene Ontology annotation, molecular function: protein phosphatase regulator activity. The record is from RefSeq and is a predicted model, not a curated record. Lineage: Eukaryota; Metazoa; Chordata; Actinopteri; Cyprinodontiformes; Rivulidae.
GGCGCCGCUCACCGGAAGAGGAAGAGCAGACAGCUGCUGACGAUCGCCGGUUUUUCUGAUGAAAUCUCCCAGCGGAGCCACAGCGGAACGACGCGGCGGCUGAAGCUCCAGUGUUCCCAGCACCGAGCAGUAUUACCGGAGGGAGGAUAAAACAAACCUCGACAGCCGAUGAAGGAGCGGAUUUAACCGGACUGUUUGAAUUCUUCACUCUGAGGAAUCAUAGUCGCCUGUGCUAAGCUAGCUUUGCUAAGCUAACCUGCUAACUAGCAGCCUCGCGCCGCGUCACGGAGAGUAACCGGACAAGAUGGCUCCUCGUUCCUCUUCAUACCAGUAUUUCUCCUCGUUUCACAGCUGCAGUCUGCUGAACCCGGUUCUGUUCUCUGACUCCGGAACCACACGAAAGAAGUCCAAACAGCACUCUCACCGAAAUGUUCCCGGCUCAGGUUUUAUGGACCGUAUUUUCUGGGUUCCGUGCGCCGCCUGUCAGUAACGUUUGACAGCUGUCAGAUUAGCAGCUAGCUGAGUUAGCUUUAGCCUGUGUGCUAACCUGCUAUUUUUAGCUUUAGCCUGUGUGCUAACCUGCUAUUUUUAGCUUUAGCCUGUGUGCUAACCUGCUGCCAGUGUUAGCUGUAGCCUGUGUGCUAACCUGCUAUUUUUAGCUUUAGCCUGUGUGCUAACCUGCUAUUUUUAGCUUUAGCCUGUGAGCUAACCUGCUGUCAGUGUUAGCUUUAGCCUGUGAGCUAACCUCCUGUCAGUGUUAGCUUUAGCCUGAGCUAAGUUGCUGCCAGCUGUUUCCUGAGGAGGCUCUACUCUCUGCACGUCCUUCAGUAAAAUGUUCAGGAGCAUGGACAGUGAGAGGCGUCUCUCUGACGGGCAGAGGUCAUCCAGCAGGGCGGUGGUGGGGGGUCAGGACAGCUCGUGGGUGGGCCUGCUGUCCCGGCCGGCGCUGUCUCUGCUGCGGAGGCUGCGGCUGUGGAGCGCGGCUCCUCUCAGCAGCUCCGCCGGGGCAGAAGAGGAGUUUUUCAGAGAAUUCACAGAUAUUUUCCCGCUGACUCAGUCUGGAGCUCCGCCCCUCAGCUUCACGCGCUGUCAGCACCUGGGAGCCGCGGGCCUGCUGGAGCCGGGGGCCGGGGGCUCACAGCUCGGCUCUUUGUCUUCUGUCAGGACGGUUCUGAACCAGGUUCUGCUGAACCCACAGGAGCUGCAGUCCAUGGGGGGGCAGGCCUGGAUGUCAGUGAGCCCCCCGGGGAGGACAGGCUCUGCAGGUAAAGGUGGGCCGUGGUGGGGCAGCCUUCUGUGGGAGGAGGACACCUCACAGGGGGGGUCCUGGCCCAAUGGGGGGGCAGAGACAGACCGGCUUUGUCCUCCAGCUGCAGCAGGGACAAAGGCCCCCCCUGUUCAAACCAGUUCUGUGUUAGACUGGAUGCUGGGAGAAAAGUCUGGACCCCCUCACAACAAGAUCCUUCACACAGUCCAGGACUCAGUGGACCAGCUGAGCCACACUCAGGGGGGUCAGGACCUGGGCUACUCUAGUCUGGAGGAGGAGCUGUCCUACAGGGGCCUCCAGUCCCUGGUCAGGGUCCCAGGUGAGGAGCAGUGUGGGGGGGUGAGGGUCCCAGGUGAGGAGCAGUGUGGGGGGGUGAGGGUCCUCUCUGCCCCCCAGUGUCAGAACAAAACCAUUGCCUUCAUUAUGGGCUGUCCCUGCAGCGACGACAGCCAAUCAGAGUCCACUGAUGGUGAUGAUGAUGAUGGCUUCAACAGUGAGAGCUCCUCUGAUUGGUCAGACUCUGAUGAGGAUGAUGAAGAUGAGGAAGAGUCAGACUCUGACAGUGGACCAGACUCAGACUCUGAGCGCCUCUGGACCUCUUUCUGCCCAGCUGUGGAUCCAUACAACCCUCAGAACUUCACGGCCCACCUACAGACAGGCAGAGACCCCCCUCAGACCACCCUGACCCCCUCCCCUCAGCCCGGCCCCUCCCCCCCACCUCAGGACGUGUGGGACGACUCAACAUCUGCCAGUGAGGUGGACGAGGCUGAAAGUCUUCGUCUCCUGAGCUCCCUCAGCUGCUCCUCUGACCCCUACAGCCCCUUUAACUUUCAGGCCCCCAUCAGGACCCACGCAGCCCCUGGACCCCCCAGACCCGCCAAGACCAGGGUCAGAAGCAACACAGCCCCCCUGACUCCGGUCCACGACCACAAAUCUCCACCUGAAUACAAGAAGGAGGAGGCCGAGGAGAGGCUGGACAGUGGCUUCUCAGAGGCCCCGCCUUCUGCCUCAAGCUCCGCCUCUCUGGCACAGAGCUGCAAGAACCUUAAGAAGGUCCGGUUCUGCGACCAGGUGGACGAGUUCUUCGCCAGCUGUGGGGAGGAGGAGGAGGAGGAGGAGGACCGGCGUGGCCCGUGGGAGGAGCUGGCCCGGGAUCGCUGCCGGUUCCAGCGGCGCUGUGAGGAGGUGGAGCAGAGCAUCGGGUUCUGUCUGCAGCCACAGCACCGCCAUCGGGUCCUCCAGAGACUCGCAGUCCUCUCUGAGUCCUGAGGACGUCCCCUACAGGUGGACAAGUCCAAACAGCAGGGAACCGUCUGGUUCUGACCCGUGACUGUGUGUUCACCAGGUCUCACCUAACGUCAGGACUUCACCGUGUGCUCGUUCAAAGAAUUGAUCAGAAUUACAGAUUAAUUUUACAAAUAUUAAGACUUUUUCUCUUUCAAAGAGAAACAAACUGUGACGGUCUCAGUGGUUCUACAGAACCCAUCCAUCCUGUCAACAGAACUGUGAGCCGGUGUGUUAACGAGCUCGUUACAGGGGGAGGAGCCACAGGUAUUAAUUAUCCUAUUAAAGCCAAAGAUGGUCGAGUUAAUGAAGUAAAAUGUUCUGAGAGUCAGGAUUCAGCUGCUGAUCGGAUCACUGUGGUUCUGCUUAUGACCUGUGGGUCAGGGGGGGCGGGGUCAGGUUGGUCAGAGGGGGCGGGGUCAGGAGGCCGUCUGACCGUACCUGCAGUGAUUAUCUGUGAGAUGGAAGGAGGACGUCUCAGGACCUUUGUUUGUGAAAGAAUCUUGAUUCUGAGCUGAGAGGAAGUGAAGGAAUCUGAUCAAAGUGUUUGAUAGAAAUAAAUGAAACCUAAUCAGUAAGAACAGGUCACCUGGCCAGGUGAGGCCGACCUGCAGAGGUCAUGUGACCUCACUCCUACCUUUAACAUGAGGAACACAAAGUGUUUUCAGGACUGAAAACAAAAAACAGAGUGAAACGUCUCAGUCUAACAGGAUCUUUGGUGUUAUUUUAAAUCAAAGUUUAUAUUUUUCUAAUUCAGAGUUUGACUGAUGUUCAUCUGAUCUUCAUCUCCUCACAGACUGAUGAUGAUGAUGAUGAUGAGUUAAUAAAUCAGGUUCUGAUCAUCCAGA